Ostrinia nubilalis (European corn borer) is the source of this 2768-nucleotide messenger RNA. Its product is annotated as protein eva-1-like. The transcript has 8 exons. NCBI's taxonomy places the organism in Eukaryota, Metazoa, Arthropoda, Insecta, Lepidoptera, Crambidae. The record is from RefSeq and is a predicted model, not a curated record. Bases 285 to 1715 code for a protein of 476 amino acids. Gene Ontology annotation, molecular function: carbohydrate binding.
UGGCGUUGUGCCGUCGGGUCGCGUCAGUCGAACGUCCGGAGUCAUUGUGGCCACACGCCCUGCUGCCAACAUAACGGAACUGAAUGUUGUUGUCACGUGGCAAACGUCACAUGCGGCGGGAAAGUUUUGGCAGCCGCGUGCGUUUCCGAACGCAAUCAAACUUUUUCGGCGGCGUGUUUUUUACCGGCCAGUGCUGAACUUUUUAUUGAAAUGACUCGGAUUAAAGUCUUUUUUGUGUAGUUUCGCAGUGUUUUUGGGGACUUUUUUUUAAUAACGUGGUCAUUAUGAACGUGUGUGGGGUAAUCGCGCUCGGCUUCGGCUUCCUGCUGGUUUUCCCGAGCCCUUCCUGCUCUAACUCUGAUAAUAUGGGGUCCCUCCUAGGAACACUGAAGUUAAUGCAGCGGGCAUCCUGCGAUGAUGACGAGGUAGCCCUGGCGUGUCCAGCCACCACCACCAUCAGCAUACAGGUGGCUCAGUACGGGAAGGCGAGCAACAACUACAUGUGCGACACAGGCCUGCCCACGGUGGAGGAUGAUGAGAACUGUCUGUGGCCUAAUACUAUGCAGUACUCGCUGCUACAAACAGUCGUGGAGGCGUGCCAGAAGAAGCCAGAAUGCAAGUUCAGCACCAAGCCAAGACCAGGGCUGGAGGACCCCUGUCCUCACACUAGGAAGUUCGUCGACGUGGCUUACAAGUGCAGACCUUACGAAUUCCGCAGCCGGACCUGCUGUCAAGAUGACCACAUCAAGUUGAGUUGUAAACCGUACUCAAGAGUGGCGAUAUUCGAUGCUUUGUACGGCAGAAACGCGUAUGAACCAAUCACGUGCCAUCAGACUGGAAUGCACAAUGAAACAUGCAUAGCGCCUCAUACCCUUGACACCGUGAUGCAGAUAUGUCAUGGGAAGCGAAGGUGCCUGAUCGAAGCCAGCGAUAGGGUGUUUGGUGCGCCAUGCAACUCGUCUACGAGGACCUACUUGAAAGUUAUUUACGCUUGUGUGCAGUUAGGUGUUCUCAUGGAGAAGUACGAAAGUAAAUUAGAAGAAGACGAAAUACCGAAUGGUAAAAACAAAAUGAAAACUGACAAUGAUAACUUUUUCGACGAAACAGAAUGGGUAGGCGAAAGGUGGGAGCAAAUCAACCCAGCCUUGCCGAUGCCUGAAGAACCGACGGUCGCUACUACCACCAAAGCCAGUGCGGAAGUGACGACCCAGAAGAAUAGGAAGGAAUCUGAUAUAAGUGCAGGAUCGUCCCAAACACAAAUAAAACAGAAGAUAUUCAUCUACAUGGGCAUCGGUGUUCUGAUACUCAUAAUAUUAGUAGCCGCUCUCUUUGGGUUCCGCUACUAUUACUACGUUCGGCGAACGUCCGAGCACUCCAAAAACGGGGACAUGUUCACUACGGAACCACCGAACGUUUUCAGCGAUGGCGCGUCAGAUAUCGACAAUGAUAUUGACGUCAGCCACAUUUCUGGAACCUUCUACGAUCCUGUACAUCCUGACAUGAUUCUGUAUAGAGACUGUCCAGGGAACAAGGGUUCUAUCAGAGCCAUGAGGCCCCUCUCAACUAUAUACCCUUGUUCUGGAGUCAGUAUGUAUGGAAACGAAUACGUGCCUCCACCGAGAGUGAUUCAACCCUUGAUAGAAGAAGACGAGGGUAGGGUGCGGAGUCCAAAGAGUUUAGGUACCUACUCCAACUCGCAAUUAUAUUAUGGGUGACGGCAGGAGCCAGGGGGCAGCGAGGAUGCCUCCAGAACGUAUUGUUUUUGAUCCUGCUGAUAUAUUCUACGUGUAAAUAUGAGGAGGGGAUGAAAGGGUAAUUCGUAUUGUAAGACAGUCUAAAUGGAACGAAAAACGAGUUUUUAUUUCGAGUGAGCAAAAUUGCGGAGAUUUUUUGUUAAAAAGUUUUCUUAUCUGUGAGUUUUCUAUGUGGCCAAUGAGCCGUAGCUCAAGCUUGUGAACUUUGCAGACAGAGUGACAGGUGUCAAUAUACAACUUGAUUGAUUCGUCGGUUCAUUCGCGCCCAAUAUUGCUUGAGUUUUUUUUAUUGUAUGUUACUAUUGUUAGGCUGUAAGUAGUGGAAAUUACAGUGAUAUAAAUAUUUAGUUCUAUUAUUUUCCUAAAUAUUAAUGUAGGUAAAAGAUAUCAGCUGACUCGAAAUAAAAACUGGGUUAAGGAUGUGUAAAUACGGUCAACUAGGAUUGACAAUGGAUGUGUCUUUGAGCGAAUUUUUCUAUCUCUAUCACUCUAAAGUCGCUGACACAAGAGAGACAGAGAUAGUAGAAUCGAAUCAGUUGUGCAAUAGGUUCUGGGGUUACAAAGCACGAAUGUGUAAAAAUCAGCUGGUAAACAUAACUAUAAAUAAUAAUAUCAAUGUAUAGUCUACGAUUCAAGAAAAAUAAUAAACUUCCUAUUUUCUUUCCUCUAUCUCACUAAAUUAAAUAUUGCAAAUAUUUAGACGCACCUCUAUAAUGAAAUUAUUGUCAAAAAUAAAUAUCUACUAGCACGUACGUCAUGAAUAUAACAAGCUGUGAUUAAUAAUACGUUUAAAUAAUACGCAUUUAAGCUAUUAUACUGUUCAAAUGUAAUUUGUAAUUAUAAUCUAAGUACAUAAUAUAAAAAACUAAUCUGUGAAAUCAAUGUCAUUUAACUUUGGUUUCGUUACUUACUUUAGUUAGUACAUAAUUAUGAUUUUCAUUUAUAUGUUUCUGUAAAAAUCACAAACAAUUGUAAUCUUUUUGUAUUGUUUUUUUAAUAAAACAUUGCAAAGUU